AUGUUUCUUGUGCAGACCUUUCAUAUUUCGAGAUCACGAUUGCCACUGCACAUGGACUUUGCACAGAUCUUAGCUUUGAAUGUCUUCGAAGGGAGGAAUCAGCCACACCCGUUCAGCUAUGCCGAGGAAGCUGGAUUGCGGUUGCGGAAACUGGCAUGGGUCGGUUUCUCAUGCGAUACCACAGCAACCAAUUUUGCGACCGUCAAAUCAUGCGAAAGCAGCAAGCAGCAGUGUUUGGGCAUGAUUGCUGGCCUAGGCUUGGAGCCAAAAGACGAAACAGAUCCAAACGACGGCAUGCACUGCAAAUCAUGCACGUGGUGA
Molecule: messenger RNA, 321 nt
Organism: Pseudocercospora fijiensis CIRAD86
Lineage: Eukaryota; Fungi; Ascomycota; Dothideomycetes; Mycosphaerellales; Mycosphaerellaceae
Exons: 4
Coding region: 1-321 (106 amino acids)
Source: RefSeq, a predicted model, not a curated record